GGGAAAUUGGAACAUCUCCGCCUACGAGCCUGAGACAGACAGACACACAGGCGAGCCGGAAUAUACAGAAGCCAGAGUCCGAAUACAGAUAUUUCCUGAUCCUCCAUACCAAGACUGGGAACAAUAUACCAACUCAAAUCCCCAGUAUCCAGUUGCUUGCUCCUGCUCUUCCCACCAUCCCCGCUUAUCUAUAACCUAUUUCUAGGUUCCCAGGUUAUUUACUACACCCAGCGACACGUUCAUGUACCACACUUACAUGAGAUCCCACUCCUCCAUCUCUGUGUAGACGGGCAACUCGGAUAGCAGCCAUGGCGCUCAACCUGGAAAAGCAGUUUACCUUUUAUGGUGCCUACCACCAUAAUCCAGUGAACGUCGCAAUCCACAUCACAUGUGUCCCGGUGAUAAUGCUGUGCAUGUUCCAACUGGCAACAAACUCAGGCCCCGUCAUCCCUCUCCCGGACUCCCUCUCCUUCACGAACCUUCCCCCAAACCUCGGCACCAUAGCCGGCCUCCUCUAUGCGUCCCUCUACGUCCUCAUGGAACCUGUGGCCGGCGCUCUCCUCGCCCCUUUACUAGUCGGUGGCACUGCGCUUGUCAACCAUCUCACAGCCACCUACGGUUCCGCAGCGACAUACUGGGGCCUAGGCAUCCAGGCAGUCGCAUGGAUAGCGCAGUUUGUCGGCCACGGCGCUUUCGAGGGGAGAGCACCCGCAUUGCUAGAUAAUCUGGUGCAGGCGUUUUUCCUCGCGCCGUUUUUCGUGUGGCUUGAAAUUCUGUUUUCGUUGGGGUACCGGCCACAAUUGAAGGCCAGGAUUGAUCAGGCGGUUAUGAAGGAGAUUGCGAAGUUUAAGGAGGAGAAAGGGACUGGGAAGGGAAAGAGCUAAAUAGUUAUUUUGCUUUUCCCGUUCCCACAUCCCACCAAACUCCCUUGGCCGUUUUCUUUUUCUUUUAAGCCAUCAGGUGGAGGAUAGGGUGGCUAUCUGUUGUGUGCUACUUUUGCGGCCGGGCUUUUGUAUUCAAUAUAUACCCAGGGGUCAAGCGAGAGGUUUAUUGAAUAGUACGGUAUGGUAUGGUGUGGGGGUGAUUGAUGCGUGAUGGGAACAAUUGGAAGGAGGAAGCAGGAUGCACUGACACGACCCUUUCAUAUGUAUAUUCAUUUUUGGAGGGGCAAGAUUUCAUCUACCCGCGACUUCCGGAGUUGUCUACUCUCCUCUCUUCUCCAUGAUCGAUUCGGUUCUAUUACUCUCAAAACAAGUGGAUGUUUAUACGUGACGGAUAAUACUUUACGUGACGUUAGUUGAUAUUUUUAUAUAAUCUAGCAUAUGAUAUUGGCAUUUGUGUUUUCAAUUGCAAAUGCCCUUUAUCUAAUUUAUAUGCGUUUGAAAUGUAUCUUUUCUCGUUAUGCUCAUGACUAAGCACAACAAUGUCG
Blastomyces dermatitidis ER-3 is the source of this 1429-nucleotide messenger RNA. RefSeq lists its product as uncharacterized. The coding region runs from base 309 to 884 and encodes 191 amino acids. Gene Ontology annotation, biological process: sphingoid catabolic process. The record is from RefSeq and is a predicted model, not a curated record. The transcript has 4 exons. NCBI's taxonomy places the organism in Eukaryota, Fungi, Ascomycota, Eurotiomycetes, Onygenales, Ajellomycetaceae. Gene Ontology annotation, cellular component: endoplasmic reticulum.